Henningerozyma blattae CBS 6284 is the source of this 3534-nucleotide messenger RNA. RefSeq names its product DNA-dependent ATPase RAD26 (gene RAD26). The transcript has a single exon. Gene Ontology annotation, molecular function: ATP binding; ATP-dependent chromatin remodeler activity. Lineage: Eukaryota; Fungi; Ascomycota; Saccharomycetes; Saccharomycetales; Saccharomycetaceae. Gene Ontology annotation, cellular component: nucleus. Gene Ontology annotation, biological process: transcription-coupled nucleotide-excision repair. The record is from RefSeq and is a predicted model, not a curated record. Bases 1 to 3534 code for a protein of 1177 amino acids.
AUGAGUUAUUUCAAUGAGGAGAUUGAUGAUGAGUUAAAUAGUUUGGAUGUUGAUGCCUUAUCACAAAAUAAUUUAGAAAACCAGAUUACAAGUAAUGCACAAUAUCUACUUAAUUCUCAACUAUUAGAAAAUGAAGAAAGCCGACUGCAGAGAUCUGCUAAUUUGCUUAAUAAACUUUUGAGUAAAAAAAGGUCUCUAUUAAAAAAACUAGAAAUAACUAAUAGAAUUUCAAUUAAACAAAAAUUAAAAGAACAAAUCUCAGUUAUUGAAUCAGUUGAAAUCCCACCUGUUUUAAAAGAUAUUAAGGAUAUUAAGAAAAGAAUUAGUGAUAUUUCCAAUGAAAAUAAAAAUUCUUCCCAGACUAUAAAAUCUCAGGAUAUUGUGUCCAGUAAUUUAGAUAAAAUCAAAGGAAAUAGAAAUCCUGGUGAAACUGAGAAGGAUUAUUUGAUCAGAACCGGCCAAAUUACGGCAUUUGGAACUAAAAGUGAGUUUGUUUUAGAAGAUGAUAGUAUAUAUACAGAAGAAAAUGUCUCUCAUGAAAACAUACCAAUUGGUCAGUAUAUUAAAAAAGAACAGUUAGUAGAUAUUGCAUCUCCAGCACAAGAUAUUAAAGCUAAUGAUUAUAAUGCGUUACCAAUAGAAAAUGAAACAGAGGAUUUAUCACCGGUGAUCUUAGAUUCUACACCAGCCGCCCCCAAUGUUAUUGACGUCAAAAAUGAAAGCUCUGAAGAGGAUAAUUUAAGAUAUCAUAAUAGUCAAGAUGAAUACAAACCUUCUGAGGAUGAGAGAAUACCGAGUGAUAAUGAUGAAUCGUAUAGUUCAGACAAAUCUGAAGGCAGAACAGAAAGACAGGAUUUUUAUCAAGAUGAGGAUUCAUAUGAUGAAUUAGAUAUAGAAGAACACAUUUCAAAAAAAGAUCGAAAGUCUAAAACUAAAGCUAGUAAUGCUAUAGAUGAUGGUGAUGAAAUAGUUUACCAAAAACGUCUUAAUCAUUGGAUUAAGAAGAGAUCAGAAAAUCGUAAGGUAGAUAACAACUCGCGUCUUGAGGAGUAUCAAAAACCACAUCCUGAUUUUAAAGGUGCUAAACUAAAUGAUACCUUUAAAAUUCCAGGAGAAAUUUUUUCCUCAUUAUUUAAUUACCAAAAAACUUGUGUUCAGUGGUUACAUGAGCUUUAUCAGCAAAAAUGCGGAGGCAUUAUAGGUGAUGAAAUGGGUUUAGGGAAAACCAUACAAAUUAUUGCAUUCUUAGCAUCUUUACACCAUUCAAAUCUUUUAAAUGGUCCAAUCAUUAUUGUUUGCCCAGCUACUGUGAUGAAACAAUGGUGUGCAGAAAUACAUAAAUGGUGGCCGCCAUUUAGAACAAUUAUUUUACAUUCAAUUGGUGCUGGUAUGCUAAUAAACAAAAAAAAGAUGUCUGAAGAAGAAAUGGAGAAUAUAAUAAUUAAUUCAAACCCGAAUGAAUUUACCUAUGAGGAUUUUAGAAAUUCUUCUAAAAUUAAAACAGAGACAGAAACUAAAUCUGCAAUUGAUACAUUAGUAGAGAAAGUUAUAAAUGAUGGUCAUAUUAUUAUUACUACGUACGUGGGCCUUAGAAUACACGCAGAAAGUUUACUUAAGGUAAAUUGGGAUUAUGCGAUAUUGGAUGAGGGUCAUAAAAUAAGAAAUCCUGAUUCUGAAAUAUCAUUGACGUGUAAAAAAAUAAAGACAUAUAAUAGAAUAAUUCUAUCUGGAACACCAAUUCAAAAUAAUUUGAAUGAACUAUGGUCAUUAUUCGAUUUUAUAUAUCCAGGGAAGUUGGGUACCUUACCAGUAUUCCAGCAACAAUUUGUAGGCCCAAUAAAUGUAGGUGGUUACGCAAAUGCUACCAAUAUUCAAGUACAAACAGGAUAUAAGUGUGCAAUUGCAUUGAGAAACUUAAUCUCUCCUUAUCUAUUAAGAAGGGUCAAAGCAGAUGUUGCAAAGGAUUUACCUAAGAAAAAAGAAAUGGUAUUAUUCUGUAAAUUAACUGAAUAUCAAAGGAAAAAAUAUAUUGAAUUCCUCAAUUCACGAGAAUUAGAACAAAUUAAAAGAGGUAAAAGACAAGUUUUAUUUGGUAUUGAUAUUUUGAGAAAGAUCUGCAAUCAUCCUGAUAUAUUGGAUUGUAAAGAAGAAGAAAAAAGACAAUCUAUUCAAUAUGGUGACCCUAAAAGAUCUGGCAAAAUGCAAGUUGUACAAACAACUACUUCUUUUGUGGAAGAAAAAAAUUACAAGACGUUAUUGUUUACACAAUCAAGACAAAUGUUAGAUAUUCUUGAAGAAUUUAUUUCAUAUAAAGAUAAAGAUUUACAAGGUAUUAAAUAUUUAAGAAUGGAUGGUACGACUAGCAUUUCAAUUCGGCAAACAUUGGUAGAUAAAUUCAACAAUGAUAACGAUAGAGAUGACAAUAUUGAUCUAUUUCUUCUAACUACUCGGGUUGGUGGAUUGGGUGUAAAUUUGAUCGGGGCCAAUAGAAUCAUUAUAUUUGAUCCUGAUUGGAAUCCUUCUACUGAUUUACAAGCUCGUGAAAGGGCGUGGAGAAUUGGCCAAAAGAGAGAAGUUUCGAUAUAUAGAUUAAUGAUUAAUGGUACUAUUGAAGAAAAAAUUUAUCAUCGACAAAUUUUUAAGCAAUUUUUAACUAAUAAGAUAUUGUUAAAUGAUAUAAAACAAAAGAGAUUCUUCAAGAUGCAUGAACUUCAUGAUUUAUUUACACUGGGUGGUGAGAACGGUUAUGUUACUGAAGAAAUGGAAGCAGAGGUUCGUAAGAAUACUAAUAAGAUAUUAACAGAUAAUGAUGUAACGUCAAAUAAUGAUAAAAAAGAAAGUGACGAUUUUGCAGAAGUAGCAAAAUUUGCUGGUGUAUCAAAAUUAGAGGGGUUUUAUAAUGGUAAAGAGCAGGAAGAUGAAAAAACGAAUGAGGAUGAUCGAUUAAUUAAGGGAUUAAUAGGUGACAAAAAUCAAUUAAUUAGUGAAGAUCAAAUAAUAGAUUCGCACAAUAAACCUAUUAGAUUAAUAAAUAAAGAAGCGGAGAAGAAUGCGGAAGAUGCAAUGAAUGCCCUAAAGAGGUCAAGAAAGAUGAGAAAGAAAUAUAAGAUAGGGGUACCUACAUGGACAGGUAAGUUUGGACAAGCAGGCAAAACCCUUAAGAAAAGGAAAACUCUGGUCAAUAAAAACGGGAAAAAUAAAAGUAUUGGCUCGAUGGAAAUUCUUGCUAAUAUUAGGGAAAGCCAAAAUAGAAAUGUAGAUAUAACCGUCGAGCCAGAAACAAACACCAAUACAAGGGAAACUAAACUAAUAGAAGAUAAUAAGGAAAUAAUAGUAGCGAUUGAAAAUUUUCUAAGGAACCAACCAAAUCAAUUUAGCACAUCAAAUGCUAUUAUUCAAAAUAUCAAAGGUAUUCGUUUUGAUCAAAAGGAAGAUGUAAUUAGAAUCCGUGCCUUAUUGAAAAAAGUUGCGCGAUUCGAUAAGAUUCGUAAAGGAUGGGUUUUAGACAAUGAUCUUCAUGAGGAAUUUGAAUAA